Messenger RNA from Manihot esculenta (cassava), 6048 nucleotides. RefSeq lists its product as uncharacterized. The transcript is spliced from 6 exons. The record is from RefSeq and is a predicted model, not a curated record. Gene Ontology annotation, molecular function: zinc ion binding; nucleic acid binding. Lineage: Eukaryota; Viridiplantae; Streptophyta; Magnoliopsida; Malpighiales; Euphorbiaceae. The coding region runs from base 1082 to 3628 and encodes 848 amino acids.
AAGAAAAGAAAAAAUUAAUUAAAUUAAAUUUUAAUGUAAAGCCAAGUGGCACAACCAAAUAAAAAAAAAAGAGAAAAAGAAAAAAAAAAGAAACAAAAAAAAAAAGAAAAGAAUAAAGGAGAAAAGACUAGAAGCUUUCCCAUUUUUGUUUUCUCCUCCUCCCCGUGAACAACCAACCAUGAAACCCACUUCUCCCAUCUUUUAUCUUUUACACUAAUUUCUUCAAAUUUCAUCUCUAAUCAACUCUCCAUCUUCUCCCAACACCUUUCCAAAGAAGAAUUUGAAGAAAAGAAGGGAAAUUAAAGAGAAAUUUCAAGGGUGAGGGGGGAAUGAAUAGUAACCAAGGAUUAGGAAUUGAAAGAAGUGGAAAGGAAAAGUGAAAGUUCCAAAGGAAAAGAAAAGGAAAAGUAGAGAAGUAAAGCUUGUAGAAUAUUUUGGAAAUUCUAAGGUUGUAGAUUUAAGGAACAGUAGAGCAAGAUCUGCAUCAACCCAGUCAGAGUUACAUCAUUGAGUAUCCUGGGGUAUAUUUUGUAAAUUUUUAUAUGAACUUGAUUGUGGAAAUAUGGCAUGUACAUAAAGUUUUAGAGAUAAAUGUGUAUAUGGUUUGAAUUAGAUGUAUUUGAAUAUUUUUAUGUUGAUGUAAAUAUUAGUUAUUCGUAUACAUUUUUGUGUUGAGAUUAAUGAGAUGGUUUAUGAAGUGUUUGAUCUGAAUUGAAAUUGUGUUGAUGGUGAAAGGAGUUUGGGGGUUAAGGUUGAAAUUGAUAGAAGUGUGAUAUUACUAUUCACAGGUGGGAUUAAGUCCAUAUUUUAGAGAAAACUCUGCCGAAUUUUCGGUUUUAAAAAAACAAAAAACAAAAAACCCAUGAUUUACAUGAUAUAAAAUAAAGGAAAAAUAAGAGAAUUGUUACAGAAUGUAAUAUCUCCGGCUCAGUUAAUUAAAUAACCGGGUAGGGGGUGUUACAUUUAGUGGUAUCAGAGCAGGUUUAGUCGACUCUAGGCAAUAUGUGGAGUAAUAGUUAGGUAUAUGAAUAUGUACAUGCCAUAUAUAUUCAAGAUAUGAUGUAACUCUGAUGUAACUCUGAUGUCUGAAGAAUUGAGAGAACUUCAAGUUGGAGAAGAAGUAGAAAGUCAUGUACCGACUGAGGCUACCGGCCAUGCACUGCCACAGGCUCCUCCUGGUGCUAGAAGGCCAGAGCAGGAGGCCUUAUUACAGCAAUUAACAGAGAUUUUCAGGCAAGUGGCCGGAGUUGCUCAGCCAGCUAUAGUUCCUCCACCGGCUCCUGCACCAGCACUAGCUAGGCCGCCUAUCGAUAAAUUGAGAAAAUAUGGUGCCACAGAAUUCAAAGGACGAAAGGAAGAUGAUGCAUCCACAGCAGAAUAUUGGUUGCAAAGUACAGACAGGGUGCUUCAGCAGCUACAGUGUUCCCCAGAAGAUAGUCUACUAUGUGCAGUGUCACUACUGAAAGAAGAAGCCUACCAAUGGUGGGAUACUGUGGCACAGACAGUGCAACCAAUGCAGAGGACAUGGGAAUUUUUCUUGAAUGAGUUCAGGAAAAGAUACGUAGGAGACAUAUAUAUGGAGGAGAGAAAAAGGGAGUUUAUCUAUUUGAGGCAGGGACGUAUGACAGUAGCUGAGUAUGAAAGGGAGUUUAUUCGAUUGAGCAGAUAUGCCAGGGAGAUGAUUCCUACAGAGGAGGCAAAAUGUAAAAGAUUUGAGCAAGGGUUAAACACUGAGAUUAGGAUGCUUCUAGUUGCUCUUCAGAUCAGAGAUUUUUCAGCACUGGUGAAUGCAGCUUUAAAUGUAGAGAAAGUGAGGGAAGAAGACCAGAGUAGAAGACAGAGGAGUCAGCAAAAAAGGACUCACAGUCAGAGUCAGAGUCAAGGGCAAAUGAUAGCUUCACAGGGCUCUAGUAAGAGACAGAAAAGUUUUCAACCCGCUAGAUCAAGCCAGUCUCAAUGGCAAGGCCAAAAAUCAGCUCAGAGUUUAGCAAGUGGGUCUAUUCAACAGACUGCUUCUGUGGCCAGUUCAGGAGGCUCAGGAAGAAGUCUUCCUCCAGAGUGCAACCAUUGCAGAAGGAGACAUACUGGUACUUGCAGACUGCUGACGGGAGCCUGUUUCAUAUGUGGGUCUAUGGAUCACAUUAUGAGGGAUUGUCCUAAGAAGCAGACAGCCUCAACACCAGCAACUGAAAGAACUGCACCAGUAAUUCAGAAGACAAGAAGCAAAGGUAGAAGUGAGCCGACAGGUACCUCUAGUCAAAGAGUGUCAGAGACUGUGGAUAGACCGGAAUCUAGAGCACCUGCCAGAGCCUAUGCCAUCAAAGCCAGAGAGGAUCAGGAUUCCCCAGAUGUUAUCAUGGGUACAUUUUCUAUCUUUGGCCAGUCUGUUCAUGCUUUAAUAGAUCCUGGUUCCACAUAUUCUUAUAUUUGCAUGCCUAUCACAAAUAAAGAAGAACUACAAGCAGACAUACUAGACCAGGAUAUAGUGGUAACUAAUCCUCUUGGCCACAGUGUGGUUGUCAGUAAAGUAUUUAAAGAUUGUCCCAUCUUGAUUCACAGUCACAUUUUUCAUGGAGAUUUGAUUGAAUUACCUUUUCGGGAGUUUGAUGUGAUCCUAGGAAUGGAUUGGUUGUUUAGACACCAAGUUAUAGUUGAUUGUAGAAAGAAGAGAAUCACGCUAAAGACACCAGAAGGUGAAGAAGUAGUAGUUGUGGGCGAGAGAUCAGAUUUUCUCUCCAAUGUUAUUUCUGCUACUGCAGCCAGAAGAAUGAUAAGAAAGGGUUGUGAGGCCUACUUAGCCUGUGUUUUGGAGGCUAAGAAGGAGAAACCUAUGGUGCAAGAUAUACCUACUGUUUGCGACUUCUCUGACGUCUUUCCAGACGAAUUACCAGGAUUACCUCCAGAAAGAGAAGUAGAAUUUGCCAUAGAAGUUGUACCAGGCACUACACCCAUAUCAAUUGCUCCGUAUAGGAUGGCUCCCACAGAAUUAAAAGAAUUAAAAGUGCAGCUACAAGAAUUACUCGAUAAGGGUUUCAUACGCCCCAGUAUCUCUCCCUGGGGUGCACCAGUGCUAUUUGUUAAAAAGAAGGAUGGUUCACUGAGAUUGUGCGUGGACUACAGACAACUCAACAAGGUGACUGUCAAGAAUAAAUAUCCACUGCCCCGUAUAGAUGAUUUGUUUGAUCAGCUAAAGGGAGCGGGUGUCUUUUCUAAAAUUGACCUAAGAUCAGGUUAUUAUCAGCUCAAAGUAAAGGAUGCAGAUAUUCCAAAGACUGCAUUUAGGACUCGAUAUGGGCAUUAUGAAUUCCUUGUCAUGCCAUUCGGAUUGACUAAUGCUCCAGCUACAUUUAUGGACCUGAUGAAUCGUAUCUUUCACCCUUUCUUGGACCAGUUUGUUGUUGUGUUCAUAGAUGACAUUCUUGUCUAUUCAAAGACAAAAGAAGAGCAUGAUAGGCACUUGAGGAUUGUGUUACAAACGCUAAGGGAGAAACAACUUUAUGCUAAAUUCAGCAAAUGUGAAUUUUGGCUGAAUGAAAUAUCUUUUCUGGGACAUGUAGUAUCUGCAGAAGGCAUAAGGGUCGAUUGCCACCCAAGAACAUUACAGAGGUCAGAAGCUUUUUGGGGUUAGCCGGUUAUUACAGAAGGUUUGUAAAAGGAUUCUCUCAAAUAGCUGCUCCACUGACAAGAUUGUUGCAAAAAAAUGUCAAGUUUGAAUGGAAUGACAAGUGUCAGGCCAGUUUUGAUCGAUUAAAGGCUAUGCUCACAGAGGCACCUGUCCUUACACAACCAGUGUCAGGUAAGGACUUUGUGAUUUAUAGUGAUGCUUCUCACAAUGGACUUGGUUGCGUGUUGAUGCAAGAUGGAAAGGUUAUUGCUUAUGCUUCCAGGCAAUUAAAGUCACAUGAAAGAAACUAUCCCACUCAUGAUUUAGAAUUAGCAGCCAUAGUCUUUGCAUUAAAGAUCUGGAGGCAUUACUUAUAUGGCGAAAAGUGUUACAUUUAUACAGAUCAUAAAAGCCUAAAGUACUUGCCAACUCAAAAAGAGUUAAAUUUGAGACAAAGGAGAUGGAUGGAGCUGUUAAAAGACUACGAUUGUAUUAUUGACUACCACCCUGGCAAGGCAAAUGUGGUGGCAGAUGCUCUUAGCAGAAAACAUUUGCUUGCACUCAAAGCUAUGAAUGCUCACUUGACAUUGGCUAGAGAUGGAGCUGUAAUUGCAGAAUUGAAAGUUAGACCCAGUUUGCUUCAACAAGUCCAGGAAGCUCAGAAGGAAGAUAAAGAUAUUGCAGCGAAGGUAAGACAAAUACAGGAAGGGAAGGAUAAUGGGUUUGAAAUUAAAGCUGAUGGUUGCUUAUAUUACCAAAACAGAAUAUGUGUGCCAGACAUAACCGAGUUAAGGAAGAGUAUACUGGAAGAGGCUCAUAGUAGUCCAUAUGCAAUGCAUCCUGGUAGUACCAAAAUGUAUCAAGAUCUGAAGAAAAGCUAUUGGUGGCCAGGAAUAAAAAGAGACAUAGCAGAGUUGGUUUCGAAAUGCUUAACUUGUCAGCAGGUAAAGGCAGAGCACCAAGUUCCUUCUGGUUUGCUACAACCAAUCUCUAUACCAGAAUGAAAAUGGGAUCGAGUUACUAUGGAUUUUGUCACGGGUCUGCCACUCACACCAAGAAAGAAAGAUGCUGUAUGGGUGAUUAUUGAUAGAUUGACGAAGUCUGCACAUUUUCUACCUGUCAGAACAGAUUAUUCUCUUGAGAAAUUAGCAGAAUUGUACAUAAACGAGAUAGUACGGCUGCACGGCGUACCUAUCUCUAUCAUAUCUGACAGAGACCCGAGGUUUACCUCAAGAUUUUGGGAGAAAUUGCAUGAAGCUUUGGGUACCAGAUUGAACUUCAGUACAGCUUUUCAUCCCCAAACAGAUGGUCAGUCAGAGAGGGUAAUUCAGAUCUUAGAAGACAUGUUAAGGAGCUGUGUAAUUGAAUUCGAAGGAAGCUGGGAAAAGUAUCUUUCCUUAAUGGAAUUCGCUUACAACAACAGCUACCAGUCCAGUAUUAAAAUGGCACCUUAUGAAGCAUUGUAUGGGAGGAAAUGCAGGACUCCUCUAUGCUGGACAUAGCUAAGUGAAGGAAAACUUGUGGGUCCUGACUUGAUAAGACAAACAGAAGAAAAUGUUAAGAUCAUCAAGGAGAGGUUAAGGGCAGCAUCAGACAGACAAAAGUCAUAUGCAAAUAAGAAAAGAAAGAAUAUAGAGUUUUCAGUGGGCGAUAAAGUAUUCCUUAAAGUUUCACCUUGGAAGAAAGUGCUGCGAUUUGGCAAAAAGGGCAAACUGAGUCCUAGAUUUAUCGGUCCUUAUGAAAUUAUGGAAUGUGUAGGACCGGUAGCCUACAAGCUAGCUUUACCACCAGAACUUGAUAAGAUACACAAUGUCUUUCAUGUCUCAAUGCUUAGAAGAUAUAGAUCAGAUCCCUCUCAUAUCCUCCCAGCAGAAUCUGUGGAUGUAGAGCCAAACUUGUCAUAUGAAGAAGAACCUGUGAAAAUUCUAGCAAGAGAAAUAAAAGAGUUGAGAAACAAAAGAAUUUCUCUUGUUAAAGUUCUGUGGAGGAAUCACAAAGUAGAAGAAGCAACUUGGGAAAGCGAAGAUAUUAUGAAAGCACAGUAUCCUCAUCUCUUUAAUACAGAAGUGGAAAGGAAAAGUGAAAGUUCCAAAGGGAAAGAAAAGGAAAAGUAGAGAAGUAAAGCUUGUAGAAUAUUUUGGAAAUUCUAAGCGCGUUGGAAUUUAUUUUUUCCUCGCGCAGGUUGUAGAUUUAAGGAACAGUAGAGCAAGAUCUGCAUCAACCCAGUCAGAGUUACAUCAUUGAGUAUCCUGGGGUAUAUUUUGUAAAUUUUUAUAUGAACUUGAUUGUGGAAAUAUGGCAUGUACAUAAAGUUUUAGAGAUAAAUGUGUAUAUGGUUUGAAUUAGAUGUAUUUGAAUACUUUAAUGUUGAUGUAAAUAUUGGUUAUUCGUAUACAUUUUUGUGUUGAGAUUAAUGAGAUGGUUUAUGAAGUGUUUGAUCUGAA